Molecule: messenger RNA, 3463 nt
Organism: Bufo gargarizans (Asiatic toad)
Lineage: Eukaryota; Metazoa; Chordata; Amphibia; Anura; Bufonidae
Gene: PPP2R2D
Product: protein phosphatase 2 regulatory subunit Bdelta
Exons: 10
Coding region: 435-1778 (447 amino acids)
Biological process (GO): peptidyl-serine dephosphorylation
Cellular component (GO): cytosol; protein phosphatase type 2A complex
Molecular function (GO): protein binding; protein phosphatase regulator activity
Source: RefSeq, a predicted model, not a curated record
CCGGCAGUAUAGACUCCGCAUAUAUUUCCCAUAGUGUCCUCUCCUCCACUCUUUAACCCUCCCGCUGCCGCGCAGGUCAGGAGCUUCCGCCCGCUUCUCCUGUGUGGUGACUCAGUGCCGCGCCCGGCGACAGGAGGGUUAAAUGACGUCACCGAAUCAUGUCGACGAGCAAUGUGCGCCAUUUUGAAACCUCAUCCCGGAGAAGCCGAGAGCGGCUCUUGAGCACCGCGUCCCCUUCCGAGUCCAGUCCUGCCCGCCUCCUCCUCCCCUAGUCACCGGCACCGGAACAGCCGCCGCAGCCCCGGAGCGGCCCUGCCCGGCACACACACGUACUCAGGAGGGGGAGAGUGUGAAGGGCGAACCCUCCCCGUCCUCCUUCUCCUCCUCCUUCUCAGCGACGCCCGGAUUGGGAGGCCUGCUCUUAGAGGGAAGCCAUGGCAGGAGUGGGCGGAGGGAACGAUUUCCAGUGGUGUUUCUCUCAAGUCAAAGGUGCCAUAGACGAGGAUGUGGCGGAAGCUGAUAUUAUUUCUACUGUUGAAUUCAACUUUUCUGGGGACUUGUUAGCAACAGGAGACAAAGGCGGAAGAGUCGUUAUAUUUCAAAGGGAACCAGAGAGUAAAAGCCGUCCUCAUUCUAGGGGUGAAUACAAUGUUUACAGCACCUUUCAGAGCCAUGAACCUGAAUUUGACUACUUAAAAAGUCUAGAAAUUGAAGAGAAAAUUAACAAAAUUAGGUGGUUGCCGCAGCAAAAUGCAGCUCAUUGUCUCCUUUCUACCAAUGACAAGACUAUAAAGUUGUGGAAAAUUAGUGAACGUGAUAAAAGAGCAGAAGGUUACAACCUAAAAGAUGAAGAUGGCAGACUACGCGAUCCCUUUAGAAUCUCUUCUCUACGGGUGCCAAUAUUGAAACCCAUGGACCUAAUGGUUGAAGCAAGUCCACGGAGGAUAUUUGCAAAUGCACAUACAUAUCAUAUAAACUCUAUUUCAGUUAAUAGUGACCAUGAAACAUACCUCUCUGCAGAUGACCUGAGAAUUAAUUUAUGGCAUUUAGAAAUUACAGAUAGAAGUUUUAACAUUGUAGAUAUUAAGCCUGCUAACAUGGAGGAACUGACAGAAGUCAUCACAGCUGCUGAAUUCCACCCUCACCAAUGCAAUGUGUUUGUCUACAGCAGUAGCAAAGGAACAAUUAGACUUUGUGACAUGCGGGACUCUGCACUCUGCGAUAGACAUUCAAAAUUUUUUGAGGAACCUGAAGACCCGAGCAGCAGGUCAUUUUUCUCUGAAAUCAUCUCUUCGAUAUCUGAUGUCAAGUUCAGUCACAGUGGUCGCUAUAUGAUGACAAGAGAUUACUUGUCUGUCAAAGUGUGGGACCUCAACAUGGAGAGCAGACCAGUAGAAACAUAUCAGGUUCAUGAAUAUCUUCGAAGUAAGCUUUGUUCCCUCUAUGAAAAUGACUGCAUUUUUGACAAGUUUGAAUGCUGCUGGAAUGGAUCUGACAGUGCGAUUAUGACUGGCUCUUACAACAACUUCUUCAGAAUGUUUGACAGAAACACCCGCCGGGAUAUCACCUUGGAAGCAUCUAGAGAGAGUAGCAAACCUCGUGCCAUUUUAAAGCCAAGGAAAGUCUGUACCGGCGGUAAGAGGAAGAAAGACGAGAUCAACGUUGACAGCCUAGAUUUCAACAAAAAGAUUCUACACACUGCAUGGCACCCAAAAGAAAAUAUUAUCACUGUUGCUGCCACCAAUAAUUUGUAUAUAUUUCAGGACAAAAUUAAUUAAAGAUGGCAUUUUUUUUUUCUUAUUUUUUUUUUUAUGUUCUUUUUUUUUUUUUUGAGGGCGAAGUCUUGUUCUUGCAUAGUUAAACCUAGUUUAUCUGUAAAAGAUCAGAUCUCGCUGUCCUUCCAGUAAAGAGCAUGGAUGCACUUCCCUCUGUAGAAAAGAAUAACAAAAAAAAAGGAAAAAAAUAAUUGUAGAAGCUGACCUGGAUUUUCUUUCACGGUAGCGCUAUGCUAUCAGUGGUGUGAAAGAGAUGGCCCAGUGUCCAUUUCUCAAAGUGCAGAUCCGAUUGAGGCUGGUGCUCUACAUGGAAGUCACUCUAGGACUUUCUCCCAUUUCAUAGACCAAUAGUUACCGCAGGGAAAACAGGAUUUCUUUUUCUUUUUUUCCCCCCCUCUGCUUUACAUUAAUUGGGUCUUAACAUGCAUAGUGUUAAUGCCUGUAACAUUCCUUCUCUGGCUUUUUCUUAGAUAUUUUUACAUUUUGGCACUUAAAACUGGGCUUAAGUUUAUGGUUUUCAUGUUUUAUUUUAUUUUUUUGUCCAGUGUAUACUUACUGUAUUAAUUAACCACACCUCCUUGUGGAAACCACUUAAUAAAAUAACAAAGUAUAAAAAAGUGUUUUUAAAUUUGGUCUUACGUAUUCAGUCUUUUACAUUUUUUUUCAUUUGCAUGUUCCUUGGUCAGCUCCUACAGACGUGAAGGCAUUACAGACCUAUAUUUUGUUUUUCUUUACGAUAUGUUGCAUUCCAAAUGUGCAAUUAUUCAGAAGAAAAUUUAGUCGCAGUUCCUUUAUGGAAUACACCUGCCAUAGCCGAAACACGUGGGGAAACCAUUUUGCUGCAUGGUCAGCAUUUAAAAAUUAAAUAACUAACUUUUUUUUUUUUUUUUUUCUUUACUGAGUAGACAUAGAUUACAUAGACCCUGAUGAAUGAAAAUAAAAAAAAUUGGGGAUUUUGCACAGUAUUAUGCAUAACUGUUAUAAUAUGUAGACCACCAUUGACUAAAUCAUACCUAAUGUGCAUUAUUUUAUGAUUUAUAUAUUUUUCUAGGUUUUUUAUAUAUAUUUUUUCAUGUCUUUUCUGUCAUUGCACUUCAAGUCAGUGUUUCUAUUUAAUUUGCAAAUGCCAAACUUUUAUUUUUUAUUUUUUAUUUUUCCUUCAAACAUAAAAAGAUAGCCACAACGAACAAAUGGGUUUAACUGUUGGGGAAAAAACAUAACGCUCAAGUCAGUUUCCUAAAGCUAGGUAGUACAGUUCAGUAGCAAGAACUGGUACCAAGUUUGACAGUUUUGUGACUCCAUGAUGACAAGAUGAUGUGUCGACCUGCAGUCUUCAGUAGGAUCAAUGGUCAAUUAUGGUAAUAUGCAAGAACAAAAUAUGUACCUCAUCCCUGAUUAAUCUCUAGAAUGCCACUCUUCACAUAUGGCUGAGCUAAAACCUGAAAUUCAGAGUUUUUAAAUAAAUAUUUAAAGAAAAAAUAUGGAAGCGGGAGGUGGUAAAAUCUUGUAUAUCGGUUGUGACACUAUUUCCAAAUGCGAAUUUUUAUUUUUUUUGUUUUUUUUCCUUUGGCCAUGAAAUCUGACCACAUACAUUAAAGAACACAAGUAGGCCUAUACAACAGGAUUGUAUAUAUUUGUUCAGUUAUUUUGACCAAAAAAGUUUAAUAAAUUUUAAAUGUUUACCUGAA